This is a messenger RNA of Camellia sinensis, 6380 nucleotides long. NCBI's taxonomy places the organism in Eukaryota, Viridiplantae, Streptophyta, Magnoliopsida, Ericales, Theaceae. The record is from RefSeq and is a predicted model, not a curated record.
GGAAAAAAGAAGUUAUCAGUUCAAAGACCUGAGCUUGCUCUCUCUCUCUCUCUGGAAUAAAAGCCUUGGUCUUUCUGUUUGGUUUCUUUUCCUAUUUUCUCUCUCCUCUAUGAAAAAAAACUCCUACUUCUCUAUCUCUCUGCCGUCCGGCCACUGAACCAGAUCUCCGGCAAUGACCCACUUUCAGAGAAAAUUGGGACUAGCUGAGUAAACUAUUAACAGAAACAAUGCCUAGAAGGGGUAGAAAACCGGGAAAGAAGCAGACAGGUUCCAUACCUGUUUCUGCAGCUCCAGAAAUGGACAUCAGAACCGAGAGCUUGAUCCAGGAAGCGAAAGAUGUCCAGAUUCCUAGUUCUUGGGCUCCAAUCACCCCAGUGAAGCCCAUUCCACCGAUACCGCAGCCGAUCUGCGCAGACAGACAAAAAAAUCAAGAAAAUUGGUCAGCACCAGAGGGAUUUUCAACUGGGUUAUCACAAGAAACUCAAGAUCAUAGUACAGGUGAAUAUUGUGAGUCAACAAAUUCGGUUCACAGAAACAAUCGUUUUCAUGAUUGGGAGGAAUAUUUAGCCAAGAAAUCCUGGGUUUCUGGCAAGGGCCCCAUUUGCAGUGAGCUUUCCAUAGAGUCAGACAGAUUAAAGAAUUUUCCUUCAGCAAAUCUCAGAACCCAUGCAGCUGCUGCUCGGCAAGGAAAUGUUAAUGGAGCAAGCAGUCCUGGCAUUUCCAAUUUCAACUCACAGUUUCAAGGUAACCAAUUUGAGGGGGGAAGCUCCACAACCGCAGCACUUGGAAACCGGGAUAUAUCACUUGGAUCAAACUUGAGGAGUAACGGCAGUUGUGCAUUGGAUACACCUUUAUGGCGGGAUAUGUCACUUGGAUCAAACUUGAGGAGUAACGGCAGUUGUGCAUCGGAUACACUUUUAUAUGGAGAUUCUAUUCCUUACCAACCCAACUAUGCUCCCCAUUCACCACCUAGGGCAUUUACAGACACAUUCUUGAGUAGGAAUAUCACAUCCCAGUUUGCACCCAUAACACCAGAUCAGUCCAAGAAAGUGGAUAACAAGCAGGCGUAUGAUGUACACAGUUUAGAUGUGGAUGAAAGAACAAAUCAGGCAAUACAUGGGAAUGAAGUAGCUACCGCUAGGGUUGACGUUGAGGAGCUCCACCAUGAUAAAGAACAGCAACAACUACCAAAAGAUGGGUCAAGUGUUGUUGUUUCCACACAAUUGGAUGAGAAUCACAACCCUGACAAGGGAGACAACCUUGGCAUUGACCUGAACAUAACACCGCAACAGAAACAAAGAAGAAGAAAGCACAGGCCCAAAGUGGUUAAAGAAGGCAAACCAAAAAGGACACCGAAGCCAGCGACCCCAAAGCCUGCGGGCCCCAAGAGGAAAUAUGUCCGAAAAAAUCCACAUAACAAAACCUCAGGCACUCCCACAGCAGAAGUAACAAGCCAAAGUGCUGAACCAAAGACAGCACCACAUGCAGCAAAAUCCUCCAGAAGAAAAUUGGAUUUUGAGUUAGAAAGCAAAGUGAGAGAAGAAAGUUCUUCAUGUAGGCCGCAAUCUAAUAUCAAUGUUGAAUCGCAAGCACAAAACUUUUAUGCACGAGUUGAAUCAAAAUCAACUGUGCUGCUUGGUGAAGGAAUGGAGGUAACGGUUGAGAAGACAAACGUGGGGGUUGCUUAUGACCUCACAAAUGCCCUGAACAAAGAGUUUGAAGAUUACUUGUCAAUGCCAGAAAGACAACCCCAAUCCCCAAUCCUUCAGACCCCUACCACAAAUGAUCUGCUGCAUGAAAAUUUGAAGGCUUAUGUCCAAAAUGAACGUACCAGAGGAAAAUGCCGAAUAGUUUUCUCAGAUGUAACACAUGAUAAACAGGGCAGUACUGUACAAACUAACAGCCAAUCAGCUCCAAGUCCAAACAAUUCCAAUUGCAGCAGCUUCACUAGUUUGGACGAGGGAGAACAAGCAAGGGGAUUAAAGAGGGGAAAUCCAUCCACAAAUGAUGAGGCAAGACCCAGACACACAAAUUUGAUUGGAGGUCAUUACAAUUCUUUGCAUGAAUACUUGGCAUUGUUUCCAGAAAGUGUACAUAACAAUAAUGGAAUUCCUGGCUUGCAUUUUCCUGCAAUUCACAAGCGAAGGAGAUGUGAGAAAGAUCAGAACUCAACCAUACUGCCAUUGUCUACUGUGACUGUUGCAGAAAAUAAUGUGAGACAAGCAACACCGACACUGUGGCCUCUGAACAAUGCUUGUGUUGCUCCUUGUACACCAGAAAUCAAUAGCAGGUUUUCUACUGCUCAAUUUAACACUAGCAACACCUCAACAAAAACAGCAUCACUUACAGAUGCUCGAGGGAAACAGGAAACAUUUGAAUGUGCAAUGGUUUUAGACCAGAAAGGAAGGCAGGCAAGGAAGAGAUCAAAGGGACCUACUUGGGUAUGCAAGCUGGAUUCACUAAUUGGAAUUGUAGGGUGUAGACAAUUGCCAGCUUUUCCUGGUGAAGGAGCACCAACAUGUGGUGAUAUGCAGGGGUAUGAAAUUUCACAUCACCCUCACGCAUUCAUGAAAGCCCUGAUUGCAGACACUGGUGCAACAAUGACAGCAAAGAAGCGCACUAAAAGGAACCAAUCCCUUGACAAGUCAACAGAUGCAAUUCAGGGGAGAAUCCCCUCUCUUGAUGAAUUUGUUGACCAGUUAAAUAAUCUCGACAUCAAUCAGGAAAGCAACCAACUCACAAAUCAAGAGCGGAGUGCACUUUUUCCUUACAAUUUAAGUUAUGAAGAGCAAAAUGCAAUUGUUCUUUAUCAAAGAGGUGGAACUCUUGUGCCUUUCAAAGGUUCAUUUUUUCCAGCCAGGAAACGACGACCACGAGCUAAAGUUAACCUCGAUGAAGAGACAAGUAGAGUGUGGAAGCUCCUUUUGGAAAAUAUAAACAGUGAAGGUAUUGAUGGGACAGAUGAAGAGAAAGCAAGAUGGUGGGAAGAAGAACGUAGAGUGUUCCAAGGGCGGGCAGACUCAUUUAUUGCACGCAUGCAUCUUGUCCAAGGAGAUAGACGCUUCUCUCCAUGGAAAGGAUCAGUUGUGGACUCAGUGGUUGGAGUUUUCCUUACUCAAAACGUCUCAGACCAUCUUUCUAGUUCUGCCUUCAUGUCGCUUGCUGCACGAUUUCCCCUCAAGUCAAACAGCAAUGAGAGGCCAUGCUUUGAAGAGACAAGUAUAUUGGCCAAAGAACCGGAAGUGUGUAUUCUUGAUCCAGAGGAUACCAUCAAAUGGCAAUGGCAUGAAGAGAAAUCACAUCAGACUGCCUGCAACAGGAGUUCUAUGACGCUCCAUGACAUGAAUUAUAAUUUAGAGGAAGUUGUCCACAGCAAUGAAUUGCUUGGAAGCAUCAGUGGUGCUGAAAAGUCCACGGCUAAUUUGAAAUAUAAAUCCUCAGAUAUUUCUGGGAAUUGCCCAAAGAUAUACGAUAAAUCAACAGCCAAAAGAGAGAUGGAUGAUGUACUUUCUUCUCAGUAUUCUGGUGGUUCUUCUCAAAACUCUGUGGACUCAUCAAUGGCUCAAACUGCUGAAAGAAUAGGAUCAUGCUUGCAGGAUAACUCAGAAGCAGAUCCAGCAAUCAGGUCAAACCCCAACAGUCAUUCUGGCUCUUCUUUUCUGGAGCUACUACAAAGCGUAGAACUUUAUUCUCAGUGUUCUGGUGGUUCCUCUCAAAACUCUGUGGACUCAUCAAUGGCUCACACUGCUGAAAGAAUAGGAUCAUGCUCACAGGACAACUCAGAAGCAGAUCUGGCAACCAGAUCAAGCCCCACCAGUCUUGUUGGCUCUUCGAAAGCCUCCAUAAGGCCCAUCAUCCCUUCCAGUAACUAUCCUUUGCAAAUGACCCCCAAUUCUGGAAUACUUGAAGUUGAAUCCUUCGAGACGUUGGGAGAAGAAAUCCUGUUUUCUGAUAUUUCCAAGAAAAUUGAAGAAAAUUGCACCAGUGAACAUAGUGGAAUAACAGCAGAAUCUGUUGGCCAGGCUAUGGUUCAAAAGGUCAUGACUGCAAGUUCCCAAGAAGCACCAAAAUCUCCCAGUGAAAGUAAUCAUGCAUGCAGUAGCCCUCAAGAAGAGGUGAAUAAGAUCUUCCAAUCUCAAAACAGGCCAGUUGGGAAUCUCAAGGAUAACGUUCAAUCACAGACUCAAGAACAUAAUUGUAGAAUGCAGCGCGCUCUCGAGGUUCCAAACCUUUCAAGAGAGGCCUCAGAUGUCACAGAGAGCACUAGUGUAAUUAAUAACCCAAAAAACAAUGAGCAUAAGGAAGUUGAGUCAAGCUUGAAGGACCAUGGGUAUCUUCCUAGUAAGGCAAUCAAUGGAACAAGUCUCGACAGUUCCAAUGUGAAGAGGGGAAGAACUGCAAAGCAGAAACAGGAACCAGUUGACUGGGAUAGCUUAAGAUUGCAGGCACAAGCCAAAGGUAAAAGAAGAGAAAGGACAGCCAAGACAAUGGACUCAUUGGACUGGGAAGCAAUACGGCUUGCAGAUGUUAAGGAGGUUGCUGACACCAUCAAAGAAAGGGGAAUGAACAACGUGUUAGCAGGGAGAAUCAAGGAUUUCCUGAACCGGAUGGUUAGAGAACAUGGAAGCAUUGAUCUUGAAUGGUUAAGGGAUGUUCCACCUGACAAAGCAAAAGAGUAUCUGUUGAGCAUAAGAGGAUUGGGCUUGAAAAGCGUGGAGUGUGUGCGGCUUUUGACACUUCACCAUCUUGCUUUCCCAGUCGACACAAAUGUUGGACGUAUAGCUGUAAGACUAGGAUGGGUACCCCUUCAGCCACUGCCCGAGUCACUUCAGUUGCAUCUUUUAGAACUGUACCCGGUGUUGGAAUCAAUUCAGAGAUAUCUCUGGCCACGACUCUGCAAGCUUGACCAAAGAACAUUGUAUGAGCUUCAUUACCAGAUGAUUACUUUUGGAAAGGUUUUUUGUACUAAAAGCAAACCAAAUUGCAAUGUGUGUCCAUUGAGAGGAGAAUGCCGACACUUUGCAAGUGCAUUCGCAAGUGCAAGGCUUGCCCUCCCGGGGCCAGAAGAGAAAAGUAUAGUGAAUGCAACUGAAAAUAAAGCAGCUAAUCAAAACCCAGUGGAGGUUCUCAAACCAUUGCAGCUAUUUCUACCUCAGGCUGAUCGACAGCUGCAAGCACAAUGUCAAAUCCGUAAUUGUGAGCCUAUUAUUGAAGUACCAGCAUCACCAGAGCCUAUUGUUGAAGUGCCAACAACGCCAGAACCAGAACCACAAGUACCAGAAAGUGACAUCGAGGAUGCAUUCUUUGAAGAUCCGGAAGAAAUUCCUAUGAUUAAACUCAAUUUUGAAGAGUUCACUCAAAAUUUGCAAAACUACAUGCGACAGAAUAUGGAACUUCAGGAGGGUGAUAUGUCAAAGGCUUUAGUAUCUUUAACCCCAGAAGCUGCUUCAAUCCCUACGCCAAAACUUAAAAAUGUGAGCCAGCUAAGAACAGAGCACCAAGUCUAUGAGCUUCCAGAUUCACAUCCUCUACUUGACGGGUUGGACAAACGAGAACCAGAUGACCCAUGCUCAUACCUUCUUGCUAUAUGGACUCCUGGUGAAACUGCAAAUUCAAUUCAACCACCAGAAAGCAAGUGUAGCUCCCAACAAUUUGGCAAGCUAUGUGAUGAGAAUACAUGUUUUUCAUGCAAUAGCAUCCGAGAAGCAAACUCUCAAACUGUUCGAGGGACACUUCUGAUACCAUGUCGAACAGCUAUGAGAGGGAGCUUUCCACUCAAUGGUACAUAUUUUCAAGUUAAUGAGAAUCUCCUAUGCAGGUGUUUGCUGACCAUGAAUCUAGCAUUAACCCAAUUGCCGUUCCUAGGGCUUGGAUUUGGAAUUUGCCAAGACGCAUGGUGUACUUUGGAACCUCUAUACCAACAAUAUUUAAAGGUCUAUCAACGGAAAGCAUUCAAUACUGCUUUUGGAGAGGCUUUGUUUGCGUAAGGGGCUUUGACCAGAAGACAAGGGCACCCCGGCCUCUAUUGGCGAGACUACAUUUUCCAGCUAGCAAAUUAGCUAAGGCGAAAGGUAAGACUAAUGUCGAGCAGGAAUAAUGCACUCUGGUUGACACCAGAUCCAAAAUGCCCAAAGAAACAUAUGGAAAGAGCAGCAGCAAACCAACAUUAAGAGGCAUCACACUCAAUAAGAGUGACUCGGUUGACAUUAUGGGGCAAAUGAGAUUUGGCUAACUUUUUCUGUUCCAUGAUGAUUGGGCAUGUAGUUUUAUGUAUAAUAAACAUAAUUAUAGCCUAUUUAAUUUAGUGCUCAAAGUUGAGCAUUUCUUCAAUUUUGAGCAAAAUAACACCAAAACGUGCUAUUUGGUUGCUUUUUCCUUUU